AUGUUUUUCCUAUUCCCGCAGACUACAGCUGCCGACCGACGUCACGACGAAACCGAUUCGCCGGCGCCGUCGGACCCGUACCGGUCGUGGGACCACCGCCGGCGGCGAUCGGCGGACGGCCAUCGCAAUAACAAACCGACGGCCGCGGUGGCGCCAGAACCGAAACCAGACUAUUCGCCGGAACCCGAACGGCGGGCCAGCAACGGGUCGUCGACGGCGGGCGGACGUUCGAAAAAGGUGUACCAAAAGACGAGGUUUGCGGCGGAUGCGCGACCGGCGCCCGACAACGGCGGCAACGGUAAACAGGAGCGGAAGAAAUCGUUCGGCGAAUCGUUCCGGCGGCUGGUGGGCAAGUUCACGGGCGGGCACGGCAACAAGUCGGACGCCGAUCGGAAGAAAAACCGGAAGAAACCGGAAUCGUCCGAGCGACGGCACGCCGACAGCGGCGACGACGGCGACUACGGUUACGACGGCGACGACGGCGAGAACACCUACAGGAGUUACGACGGCGGCGUCAGGCCAGCCGCUGACCGCCAUCAACGGUUGUUCGGCAGCACGCAGACGUUGGACAGACACCGAGCUGGACGGACGGCCGACAACAAACGUAGCAAUAAGGCGCGCGACGACGACUACGACUACGACGAAGACGACAACGACGACGACAUUGACGGGUACAACGGGCACCGCGGUCAGCACGUCAGAGGACAAUCGCCGGUGAUGAACGGCGGUGGCAGGACCGGCAACGGAGUGCACAGAUACUAUUUGGGCGAAGAUCCGUUCGGAGGUAGCAUUUACGGCCGCGAGAGGGAAUACGACGGUGGAAAGCGCAGAUCGCACAAGAAGAACGGCGGCGGCACUUACGACUCACCGCAACACAAUCACCAAACUCAUUACGUCCAGAGGACUAUACCAGUGAACACGACCAGUACUACAUUGGGUCGAUUUAGUAAGUCCACGGGACGUCUGUUAGCUGACGAUAACAACAGUAACGUGUCGGAUAGAGCACAAACGUUGCCGAGAAAACUCCGAACGGAGAGCAAAAUAAAAAAGCAGGUGCACGCGUCCCGGGAGAACGAAUACGGCGGCGUUACUAACCGGUCGGCGGCCAACUCAGGAAGCAUGAUCAACGUGUCAUUCGCCAACGGGCCGACGAAACCGCAACGGACGUUCUCGAAACCGUCGUUGCUCCGGAGCCAGAGCUUCAACGUGCAACCGGAUCAGGGACACCUGCAGACGCGCCGGUCGGUGAGCACGUUGCACCGGCUAGAAGAGUCACCGCCGCCGCUCAAGAGCCCGAACAUCGUGAGCAUGUUGAGCAGGAGCACCAAGGACCUGUCGGUGGGCGCGGACGACGGGUACAGAUCGCUGUCCGGCAGUUGGGCCAGCCCGGGAGAGUUGAGCAACGGCGGCGGCACUGGCACUGCGUACCGGCGGGACGAUCCGAAGAAAAAGAUCUUCAUGAAGGGCCUGCUGGACCACGCGCCCGAGCUGUACAAGACGCUCAGCUACCAGGAGGACGCGACCACCGCCGGCCGGCGUUAUUCUCCCGUCAAAAUGGACAGGCCGUAUUCGAGCAGCGGCCACUCGUCGUCGCCGACCAUCAGGCACCGCGGAGGCGGCGAGGUGACCAACCGGAGCGUGACGCGCCGUGGCAGCAAGGACGAUUACACCGAGACGGUGCGGAUCACAUCCAAGUCUGACGAUCCUUACCGGCCAAGCGUCACCAACACGGUGCAGAACUUCACCAAGAAAAAGGUGCCCAGGGACGGCCGGGUGGAGACCAUCGAGUCGACCGAGACAAAGACCGUGACCAAGAGCCGGUACAACGGAGGCGACACCAUCAACGGGUACAAUAACGGUGUCGGCGGCGGCGGCGGCGGAGUGGUGAUCGAGGUUAGGAACGGCAGGAACUGAUUGUAAUAUCAAUACGGCGAAACCUCUAAAUACCGGACACCAUCGGUCGCUGACAAUUUAUGAGCAGUUCGGAGUUGUUCGCAAUUCAGAGGGCUCACUUUGGUCAUGUCUAUUCCCAAAAAAAAACUUCCACCACAAUGUUAGGAGAGGUUUCACUGAUGUAAAUGAUGAUUAUACAAUAUAUGAGGUCAGCCGUUUUUUAUUAAAUAUUGUCACCAUCGACACACCUUCGAUCGUUAUUAUAA
Molecule: messenger RNA, 2159 nt
Organism: Diuraphis noxia (Russian wheat aphid)
Lineage: Eukaryota; Metazoa; Arthropoda; Insecta; Hemiptera; Aphididae
Source: RefSeq, a predicted model, not a curated record